AUGACGAGCUCCGUUGGGGCGGCUACAGCGGCUAUUGCCAGCCGCGGCAACAGGAACUUUUCAUCUGAAGAAGGCUACGAGUUGAUUUUGCCGAAUUUGCCAACAGGUCGUUUUGUUGUUAAUACAGUUUUUCUUCACGGAGAUGUUCAAGCGCGGCCUUACCGAGUGGAAGAUUUUCGCGACGCGUUGUCUGGUUUAUCGCUGCUUCCUGAAGUGAUCGCCUUAGGGGCGUAUCCGAUGAGCCACGUGUGGGCCGUAACUUUCAGUAAUGCCGAAGCCGUGAAGAAGUUACUCGCCGCGAGCGAAUUGAAGGUCAAGGGCCGGCGCUGCGUCGUCAUUGAUCCUGGAAACCAAGAUGUAAGGAUGAAAGUGCACUGGCUGUUGCACAACGUUCCAGAUGAUGACGUGCGGGUGGCCUUCCUUCCUUAUGGAAAAGUGACAGAAAUUAGCAGAGAGUGGUGGCGAGUACACGGAAUCACUGACGAGGGGUCCACAACCAGGUUGGUGUCCAUGCGUCUCAAGGUAGGCGUUAAGCUGGAAGAUCUACCACACCAGCUGAACGUCGCAGGUGAACAAGCUUUGGUGGUCGUAUCAGGCCGUGCGCCGAUGUGCCUGCGCUGUCAUGCAACGGGGCACAUUCGCCGCGACUGCCGGGUUCCAAAAUGCAGUGCCUGCCGUAGAUUCGGACAUGAAGAAGGUCAAUGCCCUAAGACGUACGCCAGCGUCGCCGGGCCUACGAGUGGCGAGGAUUCAUCCGAACUUCUCAUGGAUGAAAACGACGCUGAAGAAGCUUCGAAGCCGUCAAAGGACACCACAGUCCGCAAAAUGGUAACGCUGGCAGCCAACAAACCCCUUUUGGAGGAAAGGCGUCAACCAACAGAGCGCGAACGGGAUACCAAAGACCAGGCCGUGGAAAAAGCCAUCACAUCGAAGGACGCCUGUCAACCUACCAGCGAGGAUACAAAAGGGGAAGAAACCCAAGAGACCUGCAUGGACGUCGUCGAAAGCGUCAGUGGACAGCCCACCAAGCGGCCAUUGGAGGAGAGCGUCGAGAAAGCAGACAAUGGAGUUGAAGAGACAGAACCACCGCCGAAGGGACUUGGCAUAAGACGGUCUUUAUUCAAGCAGAGGCCGAAUUUUUCCGCUGAGCGGCGGCCGGUGGAAAAACCUCCGUCUUGA
This is a messenger RNA of Dermacentor andersoni, 1179 nucleotides long. RefSeq lists its product as uncharacterized. Lineage: Eukaryota; Metazoa; Arthropoda; Arachnida; Ixodida; Ixodidae. The record is from RefSeq and is a predicted model, not a curated record. Gene Ontology annotation, biological process: activation of innate immune response. Gene Ontology annotation, molecular function: zinc ion binding; double-stranded DNA binding; RNA binding.